UUUAUAUGGUAAAAUAUAAACAGCUAAGGAUUGAUAAUGCCACCAACGGGAAAAGAGGCAGCUUUGUUAGGAGUUGGAGGAGUAGUAGGAGUUUCAUUAGCUGCCUGGAAAACACUGUUCCCAUGGAUUAGCUAUGAUUUACCAAUAUUGAAACUAGGAAGAACGUAUGGAAAGAAAGCAAUGGCAGAUACACUUAAUGGACACUUUCUUAUUAAUCUUUUUGAAAUCUCUGCAAAAGCUAAUCCUAAAAAACCAUUUCUAAUAUUUCAAGAUAGAAUUUUUACCUACGAGUUUAUGAAUGAACAAGCAUGUAGAGUUGCCAAUAUAGCCUUACAGAUGGGAUUAAAGCUUGGAGAUACUGUUGCUAUUCUUGUAUCAAAUGAACCAGCAUUUGUUUGGACAUUUCUAGGUAUGCAAAAAAUUGGAGUUGCAGUUGCUUUGCUGAACACAAAUAACAAACAUAAGCCACUACUACAUUCCAUAGAAAUCAGUGAAGCUAAAGUAGUGAUUGUUGGUCAAGGAAGUGAGCUGUUUCAUAAUGUUGACGAUAUAAAACAGGAACUGCCCAUCCCUGUCUAUCUGAUGGGAACAGGAAUAGGAGAAGCACCAACAGGGUACCAGUCAUGGGAUCAGUUGAUGUUAUCUGCUCCCCAUGCAGAAAUUAGCCGUACCACGAGAACAGGGAUGAAUCCAUUGACUCCCUGCUGUUACAUCUACACCUCAGGAACAACAGGUCUACCCAAGCCAGCUAUUAUAAACCAAACCAAAGCUUUAGGAAUGAGCAAGUUUUUAUACCUUGGUGGACUGGAACAUGACGAUAUAGUGUAUACUGUAACCCCUCUCUACCACAGUGUUGCUAUUAUGGCCUUGUUUUCAACUAUAGAUUGUGGUAAUACAAUUUUACUACGAACAAAGUUUUCUGCUCAUCAUUAUUUUGAGGACUGCAGAAGACACAAUGUCACAGUCAUUCAAUAUAUUGGAGAACUCUGUCGAUAUCUACUAGCUGUACCUGAGCAUCCAAAAGAUAAAGAACAUAAGAUAAAGGUAGCUGUAGGUAAUGGACUUAGGAAAGACAUUUGGGAGAAGUUUCGGGAUAGAUUUAAUAUACCAAAAAUUGUAGAAUUUUUUGGUGCCUCAGAAGGAACAUCUGCCACAUUUAAUGUUAACGGCAGGGUUGGUGCUUGUGGAAGACUUUCUCCACUUCUUCAAAAACUACAUCCCACAGGAAUGGCUAUUAUCAAAUAUGAUCCCUUGAAAGAUGCUCCAUAUAGAGAUAAGAAUAACAGAUGUCUUCCUGUGGAAUUUGGUGAACCAGGAUUGUUUAUAGCAGGAAUACCAGAAUUUUAUAAAGGUGGAUUUUACAAAGGUCCUAAAGAAGUGAAUGAGAAGAAAGUCCUAAGAAAUGUGUUCAAAGAUGGUGACUCUUUCUUUAACUUUGGUGAUUUGAUGUACAUGGACAAAGAUUACUUUAUUUACUUUCAAGACAGAGUUGGGGACACAUUCAGAUGGAAAGGAGAGAAUGUGUCAACCAAUGAAGUAGCCAAUAUUUUAACUUCCAUGGACUUCAUUCAUGAUGCUAAUGUUUAUGGUGUAAAUGUUCCAGGUCAAGAUGGAAGAGCAGGAAUGGCAGCAUUGCAUUUAAAUGAAAGUGAGAAGUUGACUGAAGAAAGACUGAAGCAUAUUUAUGAUCAUUGUUUAAAAAAUCUACCAAGUUAUGCCAGACCAUUAUUCCUACGAUUGGAGGAACAAACAAGAGUUACAGCGACCUUUAAACAACACAAGGUUGACCUUGUCAAAGAAGGAUUUGACCCCAGGGUCAUAUCUGAUCCUCUGUAUUAUUUAUCAAAUGAAGCUAAGAGUUAUGUCCCUUUAGAUGCGAGCUCUUUUGGAAGUGUACUCAAAUCAAGACUUUGAUUUAUAAUUACUGAAUUUGUACAAAGGUUGUUAUUAGUUUGCUAUUAAACAGGAAAUAUACUAUUUUGAAUAUAAGGCUGUACAAUGAAUUAUCCCUUAUUAAGGGGAAAUAGAGG
Molecule: messenger RNA, 2030 nt
Organism: Mytilus californianus (California mussel)
Lineage: Eukaryota; Metazoa; Mollusca; Bivalvia; Mytilida; Mytilidae
Product: long-chain fatty acid transport protein 2-like
Exons: 10
Coding region: 37-1914 (625 amino acids)
Molecular function (GO): long-chain fatty acid-CoA ligase activity; long-chain fatty acid transmembrane transporter activity
Source: RefSeq, a predicted model, not a curated record